AAAUCCCAUGCCAGCGAGUCAUACUUUCUUCCUCCAAACACCCUCCUCACCUACACUCUCAUCGCCAACGUUUUUACGACAAACAUAAAAAAAUGGCUUCUUCUCUUGAAUACUCACUUUUUGGAUUAGAAAAUCCUCUGCUUGACUACUAUAUUGCCGGCGGUGAGGAAAUCUUGGCCAAAUAUGGUCUGAAGGCAAAUGAUGCUAUCCUUGCUGGCGACGAGCACAUGGGUAUCUAUACUGAGGCCUGCAGCAGUUAUAGUGCCGGUGGUGCUGCUCAAAACAGUAUGAGAGCUGCUCAAUAUGUUAUGCCUCCCAACUCGACUGUUUUCACUGGAUGCGUUGGUAACGACAAGUUCGCUGAGAUGCUUCGUGAGUCCAAUGACAAAGCUGGCCUUCGUAGUGAGUUCUCCGUCGACCCUGACACUCCCACUGGUGUCUGUGCAGUUGUUUUGACGAAGAACGGUGCCAACCGUUCUCUGAUUACCAACUUGGGUGCUGCAAACCACUAUAAGCUUGAGCACUUGCAAAAGCCCGAGGUUUGGGCUUUUGUGGAAAAAUCAAGGGUCAUUUACGUUGGUGGAUACCACUUGACUGUUUGCGUGGAUGCUAUUCUGGCUCUGGCCAAGCAUGCUGCUGAGAAGAAUAAGCCCUUCGUUCUUAAUCUUAGCGCCCCCUUCAUUCCUCAAUUCUUUAAGGAUCAGCUUGACUCCGUAAUGCCUUACGCUGAUGUUGUCAUUUGCAACGAGACUGAGGCCGCUGCUUUUGCUGAAAGCCACGGUGUCGAGUCUACCGAUUUGAAGGAUAUUGCUUUGGCCAUUGCUGGUUAUUCCAAGGUGAACAACGCUCGCAGUCGUGCUGUCGUAAUCACCCAUGGUGCCGAGUCUACGAACGUUGCUCAAGAUGGUAAGGUCACCGUUUACACUCCUAACCGUGUCCCUGCCGAGGAGGUUGUCGACACCAACGGUGCCGGCGAUGCAUUUGCAGGCGGUUUUAUUGCAGCUCUGGCCAAGGGUCAAGGUAUCGACUAUGCCAUUACCUUGGGUCACUGGCUCGGACAAGAGUGUAUCAAGGUGAGUGGUACUACUUUGGCUGAGCCUAAGAAGCAAUACCCUCUUCCUUAAGUCAAGCAUGGUUCUCUAGUAUUGAACUAGUCUCUCCAUUGGAAGUGUAGGUUUGUAUACAUUAAUUCUUCGGUGGAUGGGUGUGAAGCUGCCCAAGCAAUUUGCCUCACCAGUAUCUCCAGGUUGUAGUGCAAACUGAAAACACUGGCGCCUGUGCCGGGAAUUUGUCAGGUUUCCGCUCAGUUUGAUUCUCAGCUCUGUAAUUCUGUGUAUUUUGUAAUUGCUUCAGAAUUUCCGCGUUGCGGCGCCUUACGCCUCCUUAUACAUAAAUAACGAACAGCAACGAAUUACAUAACGCUGCAUUAUUCUUCUUAACAGUGCGUUACUGCUUAUGUCAUAUUCGUUUAUGGUCUACUUUAUUUUAUUCCCGCAAAGCUUAUAUAUUACUCCACCUUGCC
Messenger RNA from Schizosaccharomyces japonicus yFS275, 1522 nucleotides. Its product is annotated as adenosine kinase. The transcript has a single exon. Gene Ontology annotation, biological process: purine nucleobase metabolic process; purine-containing compound biosynthetic process; carbohydrate derivative biosynthetic process. Gene Ontology annotation, molecular function: adenosine kinase activity; kinase activity. Bases 93 to 1124 code for a protein of 343 amino acids. The record is from RefSeq and is a predicted model, not a curated record. NCBI's taxonomy places the organism in Eukaryota, Fungi, Ascomycota, Schizosaccharomycetes, Schizosaccharomycetales, Schizosaccharomycetaceae.